Nelumbo nucifera (sacred lotus) is the source of this 1348-nucleotide messenger RNA. Its product is annotated as 2-methyl-6-phytyl-1,4-hydroquinone methyltransferase, chloroplastic. Gene Ontology annotation, molecular function: 2-methyl-6-phytyl-1,4-benzoquinone methyltransferase activity. NCBI's taxonomy places the organism in Eukaryota, Viridiplantae, Streptophyta, Magnoliopsida, Proteales, Nelumbonaceae. The record is from RefSeq and is a predicted model, not a curated record. Gene Ontology annotation, biological process: methylation.
GGGGAGGGGGAUAUGAAGAAAAGCCUAAAGUUAUCAAGAGUCAAAAAGAUUGAUUGAAAGUUGAAGGUUGAAGCCUAAUAUCAUCAGUAGUUCAGAGGUCAAGUUUUAAGUUAUUAGUUUAUCAACAUGGAAUCGCUGACGCGGAAGCCUCUGCGUUCUUGCCAGAAUAAACAAUUGGCCUUCUGGUUCUACAGGGUACUAUCGAUCUUUUAUGAUUCUGCUAAGAGUGUCAUGUGGACGGAGUCGAUGAGGGACGAAGCUCUAGAGGAGCUGGACUUGACUGAAGAAAAUCUCAAGGUGGUGGACGUUGGAGGUGGCACCGGUUUUACAACACUGGGCCUCGUACGCCACGUAAAACCUGAAAACAUUACUCUGCUCGAUCAGUCGCCUCAUCAGUUAGCCAAAGCCAUGGCUAAAACACCCCUCAAAAAUUCUACUUUUGUUGUGGGCAACGCUGAAGAUCUCCCUUUCCCCGACGAUUUUGCCGACAGAUACGUCUCUGCCGGAAGCAUAGAAUAUUGGCCAGAUCCACAGAGAGGGAUCGCGGAGGCUUAUAGGGUGGUGAAGAAGGGAGGAAAGGCGUGUAUCAUAGGCCCUGUUUAUCCGACUUUCUGGCUUUCAAAAUUCUUCGCAGACCUUUGGAUGCUGUUUCCUAAAGAAGAAGAUUACCUCCAGUGGUUCGAGAAGGCUGGUUUCACCGAUGUAAAGCUCAAGAGGAUUGGACCAGAGUGGUACAGGGGAGUCCGAAGGCAUGGCCUGGUCAUCGGCUGCGUUGUCACCGGCACCAAGGCUGAUCAUGGUCCAUCUGCUCUCGAGCUUGGGAGCAAAGUAGAAGAAAAGAAGGUGGGAACGGCGCAAUUCAUACUGCUCUUCAUCAUCGGUUACAUUGCAUCAGCAUACUUUAUGCUUGUACCACUCUAUAUGUGGCUCAAGAACAUGUUCGUUCCACGUGGCAAAUCCAUAUAGGUUAUGGUUAUUAUUACUAGAUGUAUGCGUAUCCUUGCAAGGUUGUCUCGUCGUCAUUAUCGUCUCGUCAUGGUCAAGGUUUGUGGUGGUCGUCGUUUGUUGUUGUUAUUGGUGGUGUUGAGCAGACGGCAUGUUAAGUCACUAAUAGAUAUUUAAUUUGUUGGGGGAUUUGGAUUAAGUUUAGUUUUUCUCAAGAUAGUUUUUAUUUAAUUGUUACUGGAAAUCCUUGAGCGUUGUUGAGGAAUGCAGACAUUUGCUUUCUUGUAAUCAAAUGUUAUCAGCUGUUUUUGUGUUGUAAUUGCGCUGCUCACAAGCUCGCUACAUUGGCUGUUAAGUUGGGGUGAACAAUUCUUGGAUUAAGUUCCCUUCAUUUUGUGAGAAA